AUGGCACGCGUCCUCAUAAAUGUAGAGGAAGGGAAAUUCAGCGAGAAAAACCAAGGUCCAUAUAAGAUAAUUGAAAUUCUAAAAACCAAUAACGUAAUAUUGGAAACUGAUGAGGGUGAGAGGUUCGUCGGACACGCUGACAAUUUAAAAGUUUUCGGGAUCGUCAAAGAUGAUAAGAUUGACAAAAAUGACGAACACGAUGAGAAUCAGGCCAUUACCAGAAAUCGUGAGUUUGAUGAAGAUUGUCAAACUGAACAAAAUAAUGAUAACGAUGGAAAUCGCAAAAUCAACGGAAAUUUAGGAAUAGCCGGAACUCACGUGAACUACAAAAAUUGUCGAAUUGACAGGAAUGAUGCAAGCAACGAAAAUCACAAAAACAAUGAGAACUGCGACUUUGACAGAGAAGAUGUUCCAAUUGACAAUAAUGACGAACACGAUGAAAAUCAGGCAAUUACCAAAAAUUGUGAGAUUGAUGGAAAUCGUCAAACUCAGCAAAGUAACGAUAUCGAUGAAGAUCGCAAAACUGACAAGAAUUAUGAUGAAAUUGACACGAAUGACAAACACGAUAAAAAUCAGGCAAUUACCAGAAAUCGAAUGAUGCAAAUGACGAAAAUUACAGAAACAAUGAGAGCUGCGAAUUUGACAGAGGAAGUGGAAUCGGUAGGAAUCGUGAAACUGACGAAGAACGAUACUAAUAGAGAUCGCAAAAUCAACGGAAAUUCAGGAAUAGCCGGAAGUCACGAAAACUACACAAAUCGUCAAAUUAAAAGGAAUGAUGCGAACGACGAAAAUUACAGAAACAAUGUGAACUGCGACUCCGACAGGGGAAGUGGAAUAAGUCGAAAUCGUGAAACUGAUGGUAAUGAUGAUGAAAUUGACACGAAUGACAAACACGAUAAAAAUCAGGCAAUUACCAGAAAUCGAAUUAUGCAAAUGACGAAAAUUACAGAAACAAUGAGAGCUGCGAAUUUGACAGAGGAAGUGAAAUUGGUAGGAAUCGUCAAACUGACGAAGAACGAUACUAAUGAAGAUCGCAAAAUCAACGGAAAUUCAGGAAUAGCCGGAAGUCACGGAAACUACACAAAUCGUCAAAUUGAAAGGAAUGAUGCGAACGACGAAAAUUACAGAAACAAUGUGAACUGCGACUCCGACAGGGGAAGUGGAAUAAGUCGGAAUCGUGAAACUGAUGGUAAUGGAAUGAUGCAAACGACGAAAACUACAAAAACGAUGAGAUCCGCGAAUUUGAUGAAUGACGAACACGAGGAAAAUCAGGCGAUGACCAGAAAUCAUGAAAUUGAUGUGAAUCGUGAAACGAAGCAAAGUAACGAUAACGAUGGAGAUCGAAAAAUUCACGGAAAUCGUGGAAUAGCCGGAAAUUACGAAAACUACAAGAAUUGCUAA
Messenger RNA from Athalia rosae (coleseed sawfly), 1401 nucleotides. RefSeq names its product GATA zinc finger domain-containing protein 14-like. Bases 1 to 1401 code for a protein of 466 amino acids. The transcript is spliced from 11 exons. The record is from RefSeq and is a predicted model, not a curated record. Lineage: Eukaryota; Metazoa; Arthropoda; Insecta; Hymenoptera; Athaliidae.